This is a messenger RNA of Danio rerio (zebrafish), 3210 nucleotides long. It is a transcript of the gene ercc4, whose product is annotated as excision repair cross-complementation group 4. Gene Ontology annotation, biological process: DNA repair; response to UV. The record is from RefSeq and is marked provisional. Gene Ontology annotation, cellular component: nucleus; chromosome. Gene Ontology annotation, molecular function: DNA endonuclease activity; single-stranded DNA binding; DNA binding. NCBI's taxonomy places the organism in Eukaryota, Metazoa, Chordata, Actinopteri, Cypriniformes, Danionidae.
UGCAUUAGUUCUGUUUGUGUGCUCUAACUGCUAGAUAUAAGUUAAACAGCACGUUUAUUCCUCGUCUCGUCCUGUUAAAAGCCAAUAGAUGGUGAUGAUGAGCUGAAUGUAUUAAGAAAACUAAACACAAUGAAGUAUCAUUUCAGUAGGUGAGAUCUGGAUGAUUUGGGUCAGUCGUUGGUGAAUUGAGCCGGUGCUGGUGAAGAUGGCGAGUGCUCUGCUGGAGUAUGAGACGGAGAUGUUUCUGAGUGUGUUCAGCACAGACGGGCUGCUGAUCACGGCUGAAGGACUCGGCAUUGACCGCCUUCUGCUGCACUUCAUGAAGGUGUAUUCUGAGGAGGGCAGCUUGGUGCUCUUGCUGAACACCAGCACUCCUGAACAGGAGUAUUUGACGGAGCGGCUGCGAGCUGAAGGAGUCACUCAUCUUCCUCAAACUGUGACCAGUGAUGUGCAGAGUGCUGACAGAUAUAACGUGUACACUAAAGGAGGAGUGCUGUUUGUCACUAGCCGAAUCCUAGUGGUGGAUUUCCUGACUGACAGAAUCCCUGCUCACCUAGUAACAGGAAUCCUGGUGUACCGGGCACAUAAUAUCAUUGAGUCUUGUCAGGAGGCUUUCAUUUUGAGACUUUAUCGUCAGAAAAACAAAACCGGCUUCAUCAAGGCCUUUACAGAUAAAGCCACAUCCUUCUCUUCAGGAUUCUGUAAAGUCGAGCGUGUCAUGAGAAACUUGUUUGUGAAGAAACUUUUUCUCUGGCCAAGAUUCCAAGCAUCAGUGAACGCAACGCUGGAUAAACACAAGCCAGAUGUGGUGGAGCUGCACGUGACUCUGACUCCAGCAAUGAGAGCCAUUCAGAGCUCCAUUCUGGACAUCAUGAAUGCCUGCCUGAAAGAGCUGAAGCGCUACAACCCCACACUGGAAGCAGAAGACCUUUCUUUGGAGAACAGCCUGGGCACUGCCUUUGAGAAAACAAUUCGUCAUUACCUUGACCCACUGUGGCAUCAGCUGGGGUCCAGGACCAAAUCUCUUGUUCAGGACCUGAAGAUUUUAAGAACCCUUCUUCUCUACCUCACUCAGUACGACUGUGUCACCUUCCUCAAUCUGCUGGAGUCUUUGAGAACCAGCCAGAAAAGUUUUGGUAGUAAUUCAGGUUGGUUGUUCCUGGACUCAAGCAUGUCUAUGUUUGUAAAUGCUCGCAGUCGUGUGUAUCGCAUUCAGGAGUCUAAGAAAAAACUGAAAGUUGGAGAGAUUGAGCAGAAACAAAACCUAGCGCCUCCGAAAAGAGAGCUUGUGCUUGAGAAGAAUCCAAAGUGGGAAGCACUUACAGAAGUCCUACAGGAGAUUGAGAAAGAAAACAGCAAAUCUGAGCACGAACCAGGCCGAGUGUUGAUAUGUGCCAGUGAUGACAGAACCUGUGCUCAGCUGAAGGAAUACAUCCAAAAAGGGCCAGAACACCUGCUGAACCGCCUUUAUUCACGCACUAUUGGAAAAGAAGAUCCUCAGCCUGAUUUACUGAAGCUUGACAAAGGCUGGCAAAAGAAAGACUCUGCUAGGAGCAAAGGAAAAAACUGCCGUCAGAAAAGAACCAAAGCCAACUCAAAGAAACCGGCAAAGAUGGAGAAACUGUCAAGAGUCUCUCAGGACGAUAGUGCUGAUAAGGACCUUAAUGAGAACAGUGAAGAUGAAGGAGGGUUGAUUGAAGAGGAGGAAGAAGAGGAGAUUGUUCUGGAUCUAUCAUCUGAUGAUUAUUAUGGUAUUCUGAAAGAGCCACUGACUGUCAUUCACCCACUGAAGGGAUGCAGUGACCCCUACAGUCUGACCCGCGUGCUGCAUGAGGUUGACCCCAUGUUUGUCGUCUUGUACGAUGCUGAACUCAGUUUUGUGCGGCAGCUGGAGAUUUAUAAAGCAUGCAGGCCUGGAAAACCACUCCGUGUGUAUUUUCUCAUAUAUGGAGGUUCAACAGAAGAACAGAGAUAUCUUACAGCAUUAAACAAAGAAAAGCAAGCGUUUGAGCACCUCAUAAGGGAAAAGGCCAGCAUGGUUGUGCCAGAAGAAAGAGAAGGUAGAGAAGACACCAAUCUAGAUCUUGUCCGCAGUCAGGAACCUGCUAGUGCCGCCACAAACACCCGCAAAGCAGGGGGACUUGAAGAGGUUAAAGAGCCUCAUCGGAUCAUCGUCGACAUGAGAGAGUUUCGCAGUGAACUUCCUUCACUUCUGCAUCGACGUGGUCUGGACAUCGAGCCUGUCACCUUAGAGGUCGGCGACUACAUACUGACGUCUGACAUCUGCGUAGAGCGCAAAAGCGUCAGCGACCUCAUUGGCUCCUUACAGAGCGGACGCCUUUACACACAGUGCCUCUCCAUGACUCGAUUCUACCGCCGUCCUGUGUUGCUCAUCGAGUUUGACCCCGCUAAACCAUUCUCCCUGGUGGCCCGCAGUGACUUUCGGCAGGAGAUCUCAGCCAACGAUGUCACCUCCAAACUGACCCUUCUCACCCUCCAUUUCCCCCGCCUUAGGCUCCUCUGGUGCCCUUCGCCGUAUGUGACGGCAGAGCUGUUUCAGGAGCUCAAGCAUGGCCGUACCGAGCCGGACGCCAGCACAGCUCAGGCAGUUACAGCAGAAUCAGAGACUGUGACCGAAUCUGCAGAUCUGUACAAUCCUGGACCUUACGACUUCCUGCUGCGUAUGCCUGGAGUCAAUGUGAAGAACUUCAAGAGUCUGAUAAAACAUGUUUCCUGCCUCGCUGAUCUUGUGACAUUUAGCCAGGAGACGCUCAGUGAGAUUUUGGGCAGCAGCAGCAAUGCCAGGAUGCUUUAUGAAUUCAUACACAAUCCUAUGGAUGUGCGGCCAAUUCAGAAGAAUAAGUAGAUAUCGUGAGGAGAAAUAAAAAGUGUUUUUAUUGUGAUAUUGUGGGCCAAUCGUGGAAAUUGUACCUUGAUAAAAGGGUUUAUUUUUAUAUUUAUUGUAAAAUUAAGAUGCAGUGAAUGAAUUAAUGUAUUUCUGAAUAUUUAAAUGCCUUGUAUUUUUUAAAUGUUGUGUUAGAAUUCGUAGGUUUGGUGUGACUUUGCAUGUAGUUAUAGAUGUUCAUUGUAGAUAACUUUACUAACUGUACUGUAGAGUCAUUGGCUUAGAAGGUGAGUUUCAUAUCACCACUCUUUUAGAAAAAUGUUGCAAUUUUUAUCGUGAUUGAAAUAAACUAUUUCUGUAAUGAA